CAAAGACGAACACGGCGUCUUCUCUACGCAGCGGAGGCGAACGCGCGCGUGGCCAGCCUGUUCCACGUUCUUCCGCCAUUAUAAAGCGCCGUGGCGGCGUACCCGCUAUUCCCCGGUGAGAGAGGCUGAACGUUACGCGACGCUUACCGACGCUCGGCGUCGCCGAGCGAGUGAGCGAGCGAGCCAAGCGAGCGGGCGAGCGAGCAACUAACGAGUGAGUCGUGAACUCGUAAGUGGCAGUCGCGCGAGUUGUCCGCGAAUUUCACUCGGGUCUCCGGUGGUCGGGCGGCGAGAAGUUGCUUGCGCGUAGCCAGCAGUUAGUCGCGCGCGAUUGCCGAGCGCGUUCGUGCGAGCGGGCCGAGGAGUGAAUUGGAACACGCUACCGCAGCGGAAGAGAAGGAGGAAGGAGGAGGAAGAGGAUAAGUGGACGAAGAAACGCCGGCAGAAACAUGGAGAAUAGGCCGGCGCCGCUGCGCUCGCGGCGCGUCUGCCGAUUCUGCUUGUCGGACUCUGAGCCGCUGAGCUUCAUCUACGAGCGCGACCACAAUAAGCCGUUCCAGGUGCCGCUCGCGUUGCAGAUCAUGUCCUGCGUCGCCAUCGAGGUGUACGCCGCGGACGGAAUGCCGCAGAUGAUCUGCAACAUGUGCCGCUGGAAUCUGGACCGAUCUUACAAAUUCAAGCUGCAAUGCAAGAAGGCCGACGAAGCGCUGAGGGACUAUCCCCUGUCUGGAGUGCUGCCGAGACCCUUCCCGCCCAUCCCCAACGAUCCACCGUCGGAGAUUGGCAGCAAGAGACCCGCCGAGGCGAGACAGCAGAAUGAGGUCUCUAAGAAGCAACGCACCACUGAUAACGACAGCAGAGAUAACAGACGUGAGACGAGAGAACGGGAGAGAGAAAGAGAGCGACAAAAUGAAAAGCAGGCCAGCGAUCAGCAUCUUUACGAGGAGGAGCAGGACGGAGGCAGCGAGGGUGAGCAGGAAGUGAGCAACCUUAAGGAGGAGAGGAAAUUGGAACCGGGAGAGAUCAGAGUGCACGCAUGCGAUCAGUGCGACCGCACGUUUCCUUUGCGUCAGGCUCUGGUGUUGCACGUUCAGCGCGCCCAUCGCGAUCGCAAUUACAAGUGCACCGAGUGCGAGCGACACUUCUUCACCAAAUACGACUUGAGCAAGCACAUGAGUACGCAUUCGGAUGAGAAGCCGUUUUCGUGCACGAUCUGCCAGAAGCAAUUCUCGCGGGUGAACCUGCUGCAACGCCACGAGAAGGUACACAGGGACGAGGCGCGCUAUGCUUGCCAGCAUUGCGACCGUGAGUUCUUUACCACGGAAGAGCUGGAGAAGCACGAGGACUCCGCGCACAAGAAGGAUAAGCCGUUCCAGUGCAACAUCUGCAACAAGCGCUUCCAAUACAAGCAGGGUUUGGAACGGCACGAGAUUCUGCAUAACGAGGACAAAACGUUCGUGUGCGACUACUGUAAGGAGGCCUUCCACACCAGCACGAAGCUGGCCCGGCAUCUAUCUACCCACGCUGGUCAUCGACCAUACAUGUGUAAAUUGUGCCCGCGCACGUUCCUACUGUCGCACCAUUUGACCAGACACAUGCGCACCCACUCGGUGGAGAAGCGCCACGUGUGCGAGGACUGCGGCAAGGCGUUCAAACGCAAGGAGAGCCUAGAGGUGCACCAGUUGACGCAUACGAAGCGGACGGGGAUGGGCCUUACCUGCGACGUUUGUCAAGAAUCCUGUCGCAAUCGCGCCGAUUAUGUCACCCACAUCAAGCAGCAUAUCGAGGCGGGUGAGAAAAUGGGCCCGGACGGCUUACAACCCGACACUAAGAAGAACGUCGAACUGGAUUCCGAUGAGGAGGAAGAGGAGGAAGAUCAGUAUUCUGACGGGGACGAUGACUACGAGCCGCCGGCGUACAUUGUGAAGAAAUUACCGAAGCCACCGAAGCCCUCGGAGAGCGAGGAGGAGGAGGAGGAAGAAGACAAAGACGUCAAGGAGGACAAAGCUGAGAAACAAGAAAAGGAAGAACGCAAGGUGGUAUACGUGCGUGGCAAAGAUGGUAACAUGUUGAAGAAGACCAUUAAGACGCUCAUGCCUAUCCAGCGUCGCGACGUUCAAGAGCAGAAGGUUACGAGACAAACCGCCGCGUCUCAGAGCAGUUCGAAAGGCUCCGCCACACCGAUUAAGUCAGAGGAGAAUUCCAAAAGUAGCGUCCGUGUGGACGACACGGAAGCGCAGGUGCAGAAGAUCGUCGCGUCGGUGUUUAAGGAGCACAAGAUCCCGCUGAAGCACCAGACGAACGCCGGCCAAGAUCAGUCUAAGGAUACGGUGGCACCUGUGACGAGAUCACAGAGCGCUUCCCAGGAACCUCAGAAGGACAACGACAAGGCGGAGACCUCGGCAGCUACUCCGAAGGCUGUCAACACCGUCAAAGUGAUUAAAAGAAUUGUGCUGAGAAAAUCGGCAGGAGGCAGCAACGAAGGAACGACAGUCAGUAACCCCGUUAUCAAGGACGGGGAUACCACUUUGAGCGCCACUCCCGGCUCGCAUAAGGUCAAGCGAGUGAUUGUUCGUAGAAUUAUUCGUCAGGGUGACACCACCCGUGAAGUAAUCAUGAAUCCGGACGGCACCACGAUAGAUCCCGCGGAGCUGGCGAAACUGCCAACCGGCAAUGUGGUGAAGCGAGUGGUGGUGAAGCGGUCGCUCGACAAGAACACUCAGAACGUGGUACAGGCGGUGCUGCAGUCCACGGAACAGCGUCCGAAAGCAGCGGACGCUGUUUUGAACGAGAAAUUCGAGCUGAAGACCUCGGCGUCGUCCAGUGAUGGCACGCCGAAGAACGCCCCGGCCGCUCCGCAAAAGAUACAACUCGCUCAGGGGCAGGAUCAGGUAACCAAGGAGAAGCUGGAGCAGUUAGAGAAGCGAGUGGAGCAACAGAGGCUGAAGAUCGAGGAGCUGCAAGCGAGGAAAGCGCAGCAGGACUACGAGGCGAUCGACGAGAUGCUGCCGGAGCGACAUGAUGAGUCCGAGGAUGAACAGCAGCUACCGCUCAAGAGAGUGUUCGUCAAACGGAAACAGAGCAUAUACGACGAGGAACGGGAAUACAAUGACGACACGGAAACGACGCUGGAGAAGAGUAACCCGAUCCAAGAGGAAAAGGACGAGGCCGAGCAAGUUAUGGUGAAGGAGGAGCAGAAUCCUGUCGCGGAGGAGACGUUGGAAAAUGUGACAAAAGAGAUCCAGAACCCGCUGAAGACGACGAUGAGUGGCAGCAGUAGCACUACAUCAAGCACCACACCAGCUCCGAAAAAGAGCUCGAUAAUCUCCAGCAACAAGGUGUAUUCGAACAAGCGAUACAUGAUCGUGAAGCCUAGCGAUACAUCGGAGGUGGAGGAAAUGAGUCGCGAGUUGUGCAGCAUUUUUGAGACUACCGAUAACGUGGUGAAGAUGCAGGAGACGGUCCUGAGUAAUCUCUCACAAAUCUCCGGCAUCGCAGCAACGUCAGACGUGGACGCAUCCGUGAAACAGAAGACCGACUCGACGAUAAAAGACGAUCAGGCAGAUCAGGACGGCUUAAUGCAGAUGAACGAGCAGAACGUUAAAGAGGAGACGGCCAUGGAGGUUGAGGUCGUGCAGGAGACAGAGCUCAAACUGGACGCCGAAAUGGACGAGUCUUCGCAGGUAAUCAUUGGACAGGAGGAGGGUCAGCCUGACGCCAGUACUAUUGCGCUGGACAAUCAGGACCUCUCCGAGACCGCUUCGAUUUUUGAAACGUCAGACGACGUGCUGGAGGUGCGGAAAUCGACGACCGCUAAUCUGAGCGAAUCCGUCAUUGAAUUGUCGCAGACUAACGACACGAUCAAUCUGAACGACACUAACGACAGCCAGGACAGCUUGGAGGACAAACUCUCGCAGAUGGAGGGUUGAAGGACGUUUUUUAUUUUUGCCCGGCCAAGAUGCUGCAUCAAGUAAAAAUCAUGCUCUCACUGUAAGAUUCCUGACGUCUCUCGCACGAUUGGUAAUUAAUUUUUAUAUUUGGUAUUAAACUUAAUCGCUGUUUAGUUUAGUUGACGUCAAUACUAACGUUCCGGCAGUGGACCGCAUUAUUGAUACCACCCACUCGAGAUCGGUUUCAAAGAAAAUGAUUCAAAACGUUGCAACUGUAAAUCAAAUAAAAAACUUGCAUCUUUAAAA
Molecule: messenger RNA, 4196 nt
Organism: Vollenhovia emeryi
Lineage: Eukaryota; Metazoa; Arthropoda; Insecta; Hymenoptera; Formicidae
Exons: 2
Coding region: 450-3929 (1159 amino acids)
Biological process (GO): regulation of transcription by RNA polymerase II
Cellular component (GO): nucleus
Molecular function (GO): zinc ion binding; DNA-binding transcription factor activity, RNA polymerase II-specific; RNA polymerase II transcription regulatory region sequence-specific DNA binding
Source: RefSeq, a predicted model, not a curated record